Molecule: messenger RNA, 1629 nt
Organism: Penicillium arizonense
Lineage: Eukaryota; Fungi; Ascomycota; Eurotiomycetes; Eurotiales; Aspergillaceae
Exons: 7
Coding region: 1-1629 (542 amino acids)
Biological process (GO): transmembrane transport
Molecular function (GO): transmembrane transporter activity
Source: RefSeq, a predicted model, not a curated record
AUGGCUUCAGAGACAUCUGUCUCCCUCAAAGAGUCGACAGUCAUGGAGAAGCGCGAGGGGUCCCCCGAGUCCCAAACUGAGUCACAAGAUAUCGAAUUCCGAUACCUAGAACUGGAAACAGCCCUGCCAACGCCGUGUAUCAGUUUGCCUCCUGGUCCAAACCAGUCGCCAGCACCUGAGGCGCCCAGCCUGGAGAAAUACAUCUCGCCGUUUUUAUGGCCAACAUGGCGCAAGUCUAUGAUGACUUACAUUGCUUGCGCGGUUACUGCACUGGCUGGUUAUGCUGCUGGUGAGGUCAGUCCUGCUUCGGAGGAGUUGACUUUGGAGUGGGGGAUUAGUGCUGUUGUGUAUAACCUCAGUAUUACUAUCUUCUGCAUCGGCUUUGCUCUGGCGCCUAUGCUACUUGCCCCAUUUAGUGAGCUAAAUGGUCGGCGGCCGAUCUUCAUCGCAAGUGGUAUUGUCUUUGUCGCCUCUCUCUGCGGCUGUGGAGGAACAACUUCCUUCGCCGGAUUGUGCGUUGCUCGAUUCUUCCAGGGCAUGGGUGGCUCAACCUUCUCAACAAUGGUAGGCGGCGUCAUCAGCGACAUCUACCACGCCCACGACCGCAACACAGCAAUGGCCCUCUUCUCAGCAUCAGCCCUCUUCGGCACAGGCCUAGCACCACUAAUCUCCAGCGUGAUCGUCAGCCACACCACCUGGCGCUGGGUCUACUUCUCGCACGCAAUCGUAUCGGCAGCCUUCGUCGUGAUCAUCUACUUCUUCUUCAAAGAAACCCGCGGCAGCGUCCUGCUAAGCCGAAAAGCCAAGACCUUGAACAAGUACUACGAAAAACUCGAAGAAGCAGGCCACUACGGCGUCAUCCUCUCAAAUGAGGAAUUCCCCGAUGAGAAAUGCAUUCGACGAAUCCGAUGGAAAGUCAAGAGCGACGAGCAACGAGCUUCAAUCCUAAGCAUGGUCCAGAUCUCCCUGUAUCGACCAUUCCACAUGCUCGUAACCGAACCAGUCGUCUUCUUCUUCUCCCUCUGGGUCUCCUUCAGUUGGGCAGUCCUCUACCUCCAAUUCAGCUCGGUACCCCUAAUCUUCCGCACGAACCACAACUUCACAACCGAGCAAACAGGCGCCGUCUUCACAUCUAUGUGCGUCGGCGUUAUCAUCAUCACUAUCAUCAGUAUCUACCAAGAGCGAGUCGCCAAGCAUUUCGGUCUGCACUCCACUGCCGCAGAGGGUCGACUGUAUUUCGUCUGCAUCGAGUCCAUUCUACUACCUAUUGGGUUGUUCUGGUUUGGUUGGACUUCUUUCCCCUCUGUGCCGUGGAUUGUGCCGGCUUUGGCGGUUGGAUGUGCUACCAUGGGCAUUUUCUCGAUUUAUUUGGCGACAUUCAACUAUCUGGCUGAUACUUAUCAUCGGUAUGCCAGUUCGGCGAUCGCUGCGCAGUCUUGCUGUCGUAACUUGCUUGGUGGUGUCUUCCCCUUGGUUACGAAUGCCAUGUUCAACAACCUUGGAUAUCCAGAGGCAUCCAGUUUGCUAGGAGCAUUGGGCGCUGUUCUCACUCUAGUUCCAUGGGUGCUGGCCUUUUACGGACCUCAAAUUCGAGCCAAGAGCAAGUUGGCAAGCGAACUUGCGCAUUGA